UUUAAACUCGUGAGGAAAGCUUCUGUGGACUCUGAGGGUUAAGUUUAUUCCUAGAAAAAAGUUGGCGAUUUGCUUGCAAUUCACAGAACAAAACGCCGUCGUUUAGUGCUGCACCACCGCCACCAAUCCACCUAUCUCCGCCGCACGCACAGAAGAACACACACCAUGGCUACAAGCAUGGGCCCUCCGCCACCUAAAAUCGCCACCGCUGACGAUGCCGCCGCCGAGCCUUCAACAUCCAAGCCUACGGCGAUGCCGCCGCCUCCGCCUAGACUCUCGAAUCCUUCCAAACCUGAACCCGCCGCUGAGCUAUCCCAAGGCCGCGAGGAAGAAGCCGAAUUAAACACUAGCAGCAGUGUUUCCCCAGGAAAUUCGGAUCAAGCUUCUAAUUCCAGCGAGAAUCCGAGUAAUGGCGAAACCAAACAGGAGCAGCCGAAUAGUAAUUCGGCUGUGCCGUACAAAAUUCCUCCGUGGAGUGCCCCCCCUGGCCAUGAGUUCUUCCUUGAAGUCCUCAAAGAUGGGGCAAUCAUCGAUCGAUAUGAUGUAAAUGAGAAAGGGGCUUACAUGUUUGGCCGCGUAGAUAUUUGUGAUUUUGUGCUCGAGCAUCCUACUAUUUCUCGGUUUCAUGCUGUUCUUCAGUUCAAGAGCGACAGAGGCGCAUACCUCUAUGACCUUGGCAGUACACAUGGGACAUUUAUAAACAAGAACCAGGUAAAGAAGAGGAUCUAUGUGGAUUUGCAUGUCGGUGAUGUCCUCCGGUUUGGCCACUCAUCUAGACUCUACAUAUUUCAAGGACCAUCUGAAUUGAUGCCUCCGGAAGCUGAUUUAAAGAGGCUAAGGAAAGCAAAGAUGCAACAAGAAACAAAAGACAUGGAAGCAUCACUUUUACGUGCAAAAAUAGAGGCUUCUCGUGCUGAUGGGAUUUCCUGGGGCAUGGGCGAAGAUGCUGAAGAGGAAUUGGAGGAUGAAGCUGAAGAAAUAACUUGGCAAACUUACAAGGGGCAGCUUACUGAGAAACAGGAAAAAACUCGAGAUAAAGUUAUUAAGAGACUUGAAAAGAUAGCUCACAUGAAGAAAGAGAUUGAUGCUAUUCGAGCAAAGGACAUUGCUCAAGGUGGCUUGACACAAGGACAACAAACUCAGAUUGCUAGAAAUGAGCAAAGGACAUCACAGAUAAUGGAGGAGCUUGAGAACUUGGAAGAGACUUUGAAUGAAAGUAUUCGAGAAAGUAUAGGUGCAAAAGCUGGAAAGCUGCCUCGUGGUAAGCACAAAGGGCCCAUGGGAGAUGAUGAAGAAGAUUAUAUGAGUGACGAUGAUGAUUUCUAUGAUCGGACGGAGAAGUCCUCAAAACCCAAGAAUGGUGAAAGUCAAUCAGUGGAAACUGCUGAUUCUCUUCUUGAUAAGAAAGAUGUUCUGGUUAAACAGAUAGAAGACAAGGAAAAAUUACUUGCGGACGAGGAUAAAUCGGCAGCGGUGAAUGAGAUUGCUGAAGCUGGAGAUGCACUUGAUGCAUACAUGUCUGCAGUGUCAUCUCAGCUGGUUUUGGAUAAAAAAGGAAAGAUCCAAAAGGAGCUGUCUACUCUCCAAUCGGAGUUGGAUAGGAUUGUUUACUUGCUGAGAAUAGCAGAUCCAUCCGGAGAAGCAGUUAGGAAAAGACAAUCCAAAGACCAGAAGCCUAAGAUAACCAUCGAGAAGCCUGUUUCACAUGCAGGCAAUAAAUCUGCACCAGAGAAGAAUAAAAAGAUCGACCCUUCGCCAGUAAAGAGUAAAACUAGUGUACCAGAGGCUUCAUUAGUUAAACCAAUGGAAGAAAAAGCUACAGUUGAGGCAAAAUCAGAACCUGACAGUGCGAAGGAUGAACCAGAAUUAACAAACAAUGAGAGUACUUCUACUGCAUAUACUGUUGCUAAACCUCAAUGGCUUGGUGCUGUAGACAAUAUCAAAAAGCAAGAACCUGUGCUGAAGCCAACAGAAACGCAGGAGAGCGAUGAGUUUGUAGACUACAAAGACAGGACAUCUAUUUUGAACAAACCAGAUUCGGCGGGUGGGAUAGAAGAUGCAGCACCUGGUCUAAUCAUAAGGAAGCGUAAGCAAGUUGGUCUGUCCAAGGACAGUGAUGCUGUAGAUUCUGAAACAACUGCUGCUUCCCAUUUCAAGGCAGAUGAUGCUGUGGCCUUGCUGCUCAAACAUUCAAAGGGGUACCAUGCAGCAGAUGAUGAAGAUGGAGCUGCGACUGAAGACGUACCUGAAAAUGAAGAGAAAGAAAAGAAGGGUGGGAAAAAGAAGAAGAGAGUUCUAGGUCCAGAGAAGCCAUCGUUUCUCGACGAACCAGAUUACAGUUCCUGGGUACCACCCAAAGGUCAAUCAGGCGAUGGACGGACCUCCCUGAAUGAUCGUUUUGGCUACUAAGGCAGCUGCUUAUUGGUGUUGGCUCUGAUUAUACUUGAACGUUUCUCAUUCUAAUCAGAUCUUCUAACGAGCUACUGAAUGUCCCUGAUUAUACGUGAAGCAUAGUUGAAAUUUUGAACAUCACUAAUGUGUAUAUUGAUUGCGAAAUAUGAAAAGUUUUUACAUUUA
This is a messenger RNA of Salvia hispanica, 2577 nucleotides long. RefSeq names its product SMAD/FHA domain-containing protein. Gene Ontology annotation, molecular function: protein binding. The record is from RefSeq and is a predicted model, not a curated record. NCBI's taxonomy places the organism in Eukaryota, Viridiplantae, Streptophyta, Magnoliopsida, Lamiales, Lamiaceae.